Lagenorhynchus albirostris (white-beaked dolphin) is the source of this 4001-nucleotide messenger RNA. RefSeq names its product sperm microtubule inner protein 1 (gene SPMIP1). Lineage: Eukaryota; Metazoa; Chordata; Mammalia; Artiodactyla; Delphinidae. The transcript is spliced from 2 exons. The record is from RefSeq and is a predicted model, not a curated record. The coding region runs from base 1 to 531 and encodes 176 amino acids.
AUGUCUCGGCAACUUAACAUGGACACGGUGCGGCAGAACUUCUGGAAGGAGCAGUAUCUGAGGGAGAAGGUGUUGCGCUGUGAAUGGCACCGCAAGUAUGGGUCGAUGGUGAAGGCCAAGCAGAAGGCUAAGACUGCAGCCCACGUACCCCUCAAGCUGCCCACCCUGCCCCCCAAAGCCCCACUCUCACCCCUGCCCGCCCCCAAAGCCGUUCCUUCCGAGGCCCCCAGCCCUGCCCUGGAGGCUCCUAUUCAGCCAGAAAUGUACCCAGUCCUGCCUGCCACCCGGGCCCUGCUGUAUGAAGGCAUCUCCCACGACUUUCAGGGCCGCUACCGCUACCUCAACACCCGAAAACUGGACAUGCCAGAGAGGCGCUACCUCUUCCCCAUCACCACCAACUUCACAUAUGGCUGGCAGCUGGGCCCCCCAGUGAAGCAAGAACUGGUCUCCUGCAAGAUGUGCCGCAUUGAAUCUUUCUUCCGCAAGAAUGGGGCCUUCGCACUGCUUGACCCCCGGGACCUGGCCCUCUGACCUUGGGCCAGGCAGUGGGCUUAGGGGAGGGAAGAAGAAAUAACACACGUGGUGGGCCGAAAGUGCCAUGCGUGUCUGUGUCUGGCUCUCCCAGGCCCUGAGGCUGCGUUCCGGGCCUUUCUGAAACUACCUCUGACCUACAGGUUGCCCUCUUGCUUUUUCCUUAAAUCCCCGUCUCUUUAAUCGUCCCUUUGAGGAUUCAGCAGUGACCAGAGAGGGCUGGGAAGAGUGAGCGAUGCUCUCCAGGCGCAGGCUCCUCAGAGCCAGGGGGCCACAGAAGUUGCUGGAAGUUCUGGGUGUUCCUGUGUAAAGAGUGGCCUUUCAUCCCAGAUGCCAGGGAAAAGGGACCGCCACCACCCCACAAGCCUCCCCGCCCGAACCCCUCACCUGGCCCCGAGGGCUCGCAGCCGCCCGGUCCUCUCCCGUUGCAUUUGCUUCAGCUGCUCCCGCAGGGCGCUCCGCUGCCCGGCCGCGUCCUCCUGGGGCGGCGCCGAGCGCUGAGCGCCCGCGCCUCCCAGCCCCGGGGCUCGAUGCGGCCAGCAGAGGGCAGCACCCGGGCAGGCCGGCCCCUCCCGCUCCGCAGGUGUCAUCGCAAGUGCGCGGUGCGCGCAAGUCAAAGGGACCCAGGUCGCGCCCCGUCCCCCGCCCAGGCAGGGUUUUGGCGGCCCCACCGCCUUCUCCUAGGGGUCUUGCCUGUCGUGGGAGCUGAGCCGGGCUCGGUGGGGGUCUCAAGGGGUGCACGCGGCAGUGGCGGUUCCUGGCGAUGCGGAGGCGUUCCAAGACCUGGAGGAGGCUUCUGUCAGCAGCCGAUCGGCCGCCCCCUGGUGCCCCGCCCUCCCGGCCCGGCCGCGCACCCGGAGCCGCUGCUGCUCGCGGUCCUGUUGCCGCCGACGCCUGGCCUCACUGUGCAGCUCCAGCAACCGCUGCAGAGCCGUCUCCUGCUGCGCCGCGCUCACGCCCGCAGACCGCCUGUCCCUGCUCGGGGACUCGGGCCACGCGGUCUUCGAGGCUCUGGGGGCCUCGGCACCUUCCCUCCGCCCCCCGAGGGCGCCCGGGAGCCCCAUGGAGCCGCCCAGCUCCUGCUCCGCGGGGCCAGGGCUUCCUCCCGGGCCCCGAAGCGAGUGCGGAUCGUUCAGCAGGCCCGGAUGCCCUGGGAGAGCUGCGGAGCGCUCCCGCUGCUCGGAACCACCAGUGCCUAGGGCCGCCAGCAACACCGCUCCUGGGCGUGGGAGCGGCGGCCGGGCCGGAGGCCCCGGGGGCGUAAGGGCAGCCGGCGCCCCUUCCCGGGCGGGCCCCUGCUCUCUCACGGCCGCUGCGCUCUCUCCUCUCGGGCCACCGGUCUUAACCUGCCUCAGCUGCGUGGUUCUUCCCCGCGGGUCCGGGCCCUCCCUUCCCCCAGGCUGCGGCAUCCGUUCUCCCAGGGGCCUGCAGAAGCCCCCCGGAAUCCCCAGGGAGCCGCCUUCCUCCCGGGGCGGUGUAGGUGCCUCUCCCCGAGCCACCUCCCAGGCUUGUGAGAUACGGCCUCUGCCCUCGGAAGACUGAAGCGUCUUCACUUCCGGGCCCUGAGGAGAAUCCUCGCUCUGCUCCGGGAGGACCUCCUUUCUCCGGCACUUAAGGCGACUUCCGCUUUGACUUCGAGGUGCCUCUUCGUUCUCACCCUGGGAGGCCUCCCACCUUUGACCUUCCGAGACCUCUUCCCUCAGAGCCUGAGCGGCCUCCCCACCCUGACCCUCGUUUGUCUUCUCUCUCUUACUUGGGGGAACUUCUUUGUCCUCCCCCCGGAGGGCCUUGCCUCUCUGAUCCUGAGGGGCCCCCUCUCUCUGACUCUGAGGAAUCUCAAUUCUUAGCAGUUUCUUUAGUUCUGCUCUCUCCUGGCCCAGGCUGCAGCCCAGCCCCUCCAGGGGAUCCGGGGGUUCUGGCAGGCCCUGGGAGGGGAGGCCUGAGGGCCCUGGGGCUCCCUGAGCCAGCUUCUUCUCCUGUAGGCUUCUGGAUGGUGGUUGAUGGGGCCCCUGGGGCAUGGGCCCUACUAGCUCCCCGUCUUCCCUCUGGGCCAGCUCCUAGGAAGGAAGAGCACCUUUCCCGGGUUUGUGAGGGAAUCCUCGUGCCAGGGCCACUUCCCCCAGGGGAGCCUGGAGACCCCAGUGGCUACCCCAGUGGGCCUCACUUCCAUUAGGGCCCUUGCCCGAUUCCUAAAUUCGUAAAACCCAUGUUAUGUAGUGUAAAAGGGGCUUCAGUGAUGGCCCCUUCUUCCACCUGGCUGUGGGCUUCUCACCCCUGCAGUCUCCUCCCAGGCACACCCCACCUCUGCUAUCCCCAAUCUGAGAGGGGUCUUGCCCAGGACGCUUCGACCCUUUCACCUUGAACUCUGAGCUUCCUGGUUCUCCAGAGCUACUGCUGGUGGUGAGGUUCAGCUCUUGUGAGCAACCUGAGGGAGAGAGACAGAUGUUGAGAGCCCUCUGCUCCUGUCCCAGGCCCUCACACACAUCCCACAGCACUGGAACCAAGAAGCCUAGGGAGUCCCCAGCACGUGAGGGGAUGUGGUGGUGGGGUACCCUGAGGGUUGGUGUUGGAACUUCAAGGCCGUCGCAGUUCAUCAUUCCACCUUUAUUUACACAGCCUGCUAUGUGCCUGCUUCUCAGGCUUGCCUGCCAGCAGCAGGCCCCAUCUUCCUCAUCCUCCCAGCCAAGGACCACCUCCGAGGAACCUGCACACCCUCUUCCUCAAAACCGCCAGGGGAGGCCCAGGAGCAGGAAGGGACUGGUUUCCAGGCUCCUCAGUCCCUCAUAAGGACACCCGCGCUUUGUCCUUGUGUGCCUGUCCAGCCCCACAAUAUGCACCUGACUUUCCUAUUAUUAAGGCUAAUCCUCUUUAGCUCUUUCUUGGUUUCCGACAGCAAAACCAAAUGAAAUUCAAGAAGUGGAAUUUUAGGCCAGAGGCUAGCCUAAAAACUGCAAGUCUUCAUAAUUAACGAAAGGAAUCUAAAAAAAGAGAUGAAAUGUCGCUGCUCCUUUGCAGCUGUGGAGGAAGGAGCAUCGUUUUGCAUCCAUAAAACUACUUAGAAGAACCUGAUCUCGUAAGGUCUUAAAUUGAGAACUCUCACAAGAAAUGCCAUCUUUAUGCAAUAUGGACACGUGAACAUUCAUAACAGUAACCAAAUGGGAAUGUUCUCUGUGAAAACAAAUCUGUCUUUUGAAGGGUUCUGAACAAAGAGGUCUGAUAAGACUCCCAAGCCUUCAGAAAUUAUUGCCAUGAACUGUGAAAAUAACCUCCAACCCUGUCCCUCUGUAAUUCUGAUCUGUUGUCUUACUAGGUCAUUUAUUUCACUGGUUAUAAUGUUGUGAUAGAUGUCUCCCAUCAAUGUAUUCCCAAGAGAUAAUAUACUUGUAAAAAUUUUUCUGUCAAUCAGAAAAUAGUCAUCGGCACUUUCCUCUUCUCUCCCAUGCGUGAUGUCACAAUUAAAAGCUUAUGAC